AUGACCUGUACUGUAGUCAGCCACCAGGUGAUGAUCGAGACCCUUAGGCUUUACUUUGGGGAGCAGACAUGUCAUCUGUCAUUGCAUAGCGGACACUAUAGUAACGGACCGAGGACAGAUUGGAUCCUCCAUGGACUCACUGUUUCAUUGUGCUAUAAUGAGACGGGGCUAGCUGGUUAGCAUGCUAACAUCAACAGAGUCAACAUGGUCGUUGUUCCCCUCCAGGGACUCUGUCUGAGCAGAGGGACGAGGUUCGAUGCUGGGACAGGCAGACACAGGCUGACUUGAUUCAGACCAAUGAAUUGAUUAAAAGUCUGGAGUCGCAAGAUGUCUUUGUGAAUGAGGUGGAGCUGAAGCACAGAGAGAAAGUUGUGAAAAAACUGCAAUCCCUCUUUGAGGAGUGGCUCCAAGACAUGUGCAGAGAAAUGAAUGUACCUGAAACUGUCACUGACAAAGUCGGAGGCAGGGUCUUGCCGUUCGGCUCCUAUCGCCUGGGAGCUUUCUCCAAAGAUGCUGAUAUUGAUGUUCUAUGUGUUGGGCCUGUAUUUUUGGAGGCAAUAGUCUUCUUCACCUCCUUUUUGGAGAAGCUCAAAGCCCAGGAGGAGGUCAAAGACAUACGGGCUAUCGAAGAAGCGGUUGUGCCAGUCAUCAAGAUGACAUUUGAUGGAAUUGAGGUGGAUUUAAUCUAUGCCCGGUUGCCACAAAGGUCUGUCAGUGACAAAGUCAACCUCCURGAUGACAYAUGGUUUAAGYAAAUGGAUAAAAUCUCCUCCAGGAGUCUCAAUGGUUACAGAGUCACUGAGGAAAUCCUCCGUCUUGUGCCUGACAUCUCAAACUUCAGGCUCACUCUGANAAAACAGAGUGGGUUAGUAGUGUGGUCGUACAAUUUGGUCCAUGUGGUCUACUGGAAGAAGUGA
This is a messenger RNA of Paralichthys olivaceus (Japanese flounder), 917 nucleotides long. The record is from RefSeq and is a predicted model, not a curated record. Lineage: Eukaryota; Metazoa; Chordata; Actinopteri; Pleuronectiformes; Paralichthyidae.